Molecule: messenger RNA, 1298 nt
Organism: Drosophila albomicans
Lineage: Eukaryota; Metazoa; Arthropoda; Insecta; Diptera; Drosophilidae
Product: fibrinogen-like protein 1
Exons: 2
Coding region: 19-1272 (417 amino acids)
Source: RefSeq, a predicted model, not a curated record
UGUGAACUCGACCGAGAAAUGGAAAAAAAGUGCCGGAUUCAUAAUUAUAAAACCGUGAAACCGUUGCUUGAUUAUUUCAGGCAGGUUCGAAAUGAGUUAGAAGACAAAGAAAUUAAGGAAAAUAAGUUAAAUGAAUUAAAUUCUGAUCUUAUGGAAAAGUAUCAUGACAUUGUAAGAAUUCAUAAAACAUUCAUGAAGGAGGCAGCUCUAUUAGAUGAAUAUAAAAACAAAGUACUUAAAGGGGAAAACGAUUUGCAAUCGUAUCAAAUUAAAGUUAAUAAAUUGGAAUCUGAGAUUAAUUCACAACAAAAUAUUAUUGUGAAAUUAAAAGGAGAAUUAGCUGAAAAAUCCGCCAACUUAGAAAAUUGCGAACUUCAAUUCAAAAAUCUGAAUUCUAGCCUAAUUGAAAAAGAUGAAAAUAUUAAGAGAUUUAGGGAGAAUAUUCAAAAAAAUACUGAACAUCAGAAAACACUUGAGUUGAAAUUAGAGAAGAGUAAAACUAAAUUAACAAAGCAAGAUAAAGAUAUUCAGUUAUGCCAAUCUGAAAUUGAUACAUUAAAUCGGACAUCAGAAAAUAUCAGAGAACAACAGAAAAAAAUUGUAUUGCAAUUAAAAGAGAGUGAAGCUAAGCUAAUAGAUAAAGUGAAACAAAAUCAGUUAUGUCAAUCUGAACUUAAUAAGUUAAGUCCCACAUCUUGCAUCCCAUUUGGAGAUUCAGAUGUUCAUCAACUUAAUGUUUCUGGAGUUGGUUUCUUCGAUGUUUUAUGCGAUAGUCAGUUAGCUGGACCUGGAUGGAUUGUUAUACAACAGCGAGUUGGUGGAAAGGAGAGAUUCAAUAGGGAUUGGGCCACCUACCGCGAAGGCUUCGGUUCCAUGGACAGUGAUUUUUUCCUCGGUUUGGAGAAGAUUUUUCGUCUGACGAAUUCUCGACGCCACGAGCUUUAUGUGCAUUUGGUGGAACUUAAUGGCACUAUAUACUAUGCUCGUUACGACGACUUUAAAAUAUCCGAUGAAAAUAAUGGAUACACACUGAGUUUGGGUGGAUUUAUGGGAAAUGUUUCUGAUGCGAUGAGAAACAGUGAAAAUCUAAAAUUCACAACAUUCGAUCGUGGCGACGAUAAAAGAUGCGCGGAUCAUUACAAAAGUGGCUGGUGGUACAAGAGCUGUUAUAAUUGUAACUUAAAUGCUGUCUAUGGAACAAACUUUAAUUGGUAUUUGGACGUCAAAAUUGAACUUAAAGAGGCUAAGAUGCUCAUUCGAUCCAAGGAAUAAAAGAAUAAGUAAAAAAAAGAAAUUUG